CAUUGGCUUGUUGGACAGGUCAGAUCAAGCUGCGCACACCCACCAGGCCACCACCACCUUGCCGAGGAUCCAGAUCCCGAGGGGGCCAAGCCAUGGCCACCGCCUUCGACUCCCCCACCUCCUCCCCCGCCGCCGCCGCGCCCUUCCAUGGCGGCGACGCCUUCCUCCACUUCGACGGCUCGGCCGACGUCCACGCCUCCGCCGACGGAUUCCCGGCCUCCCCGGACCCCUACGCCUUCCGCUCCGACGCGCCGCCCUCGCCCUUCGGCAUGCCCCAGGCCAACGGCGGCGCCGUCCACGACGACGACCCCUUCGCCCCUGACUCCAACGGUGGGCCCAUCCUCCCGCCGCCCACCGAGAUGGGCCGCGACGAGGGGUUCCUGCUCCGCGAGUGGCGCCGUCAAAAUGCAAUCCUCCUUGAGGAAAAGGAAAAGAAGGAGAAGGAGCUGAGGAGCCAAAUCAUCCUUGAUGCUGAAGAAUUUAAGAAAGCUUUCGUUGAGAAGCGGAAGCUCAACCUUGAGACCAGCAAGGGUCAAAACCGUGACAGGGAGAAGCUUUUCCUAGCGAACCAGGAGAAGUUCCACGCCGGCGCGGGUAAGCAGUACUGGAAGGCGAUAUCAGAACUUAUCCCACACGAGAUUGCUAACAUUGAGAAGAGAGGGGCGAGGAAAGAUAAGGAGAAGGAGAAGAAGCCUGGGAUCGUGGUGAUCCAGGGCCCAAAGCCUGGGAAGCCGACGGACAUGGCUCGGAUGCGGCAGAUAUUGCUGAAGCUGAAGCACACUCCCCCGCCACACAUGAAGCCACCUCCGCCACCUGCAGCAGCCGCCGGCAAGGAUGGUGCGCCAGCUGCUGCUGGAAAGGACGGAGCUCCAGCUGCUGCUGCAAAGGAUGGAGCAAAGCCAGCAGCCCCUGCGAACGGCAGCGUCCCUGAGAUGGAAAAGGCCGCGGGGGCAGCACCUGCACCAGCAACUGAGCCUAUCGCAGCUGCCUGAGCUAAUCAUUUGCGGUAGGAGGAUAGAGUUGUUUCAGAGGAGGCGGUGGUGAAAGUGUCUGAAUUGCUGGCAUGGCUGAGGCACCUACUGUGUAUUUUGUUGGGGCACCUUGAUUCAUUACAUUACAUUACUACUAUAUAUUGUUAUUGCAUUUUGUAGAGAGGUGGGAUGUGUGUAUCCUGGUAUUAAUAAGGUAAAUGAGGAUGUGUGUACUAUGUUCCUGUCUUCCAAGUGUCUUGAGAUUUUGUUCAAACUGGUUGUAUUACGUGACGAUCUGCUGCAUAUGUAUAUUUUGUGCUUCCUUGGUUUUUCGAUCAAUUUCA
Setaria italica (foxtail millet) is the source of this 1315-nucleotide messenger RNA. RefSeq names its product clathrin light chain 2. Gene Ontology annotation, molecular function: structural molecule activity; clathrin heavy chain binding. The transcript has 3 exons. The coding region runs from base 93 to 992 and encodes 299 amino acids. Gene Ontology annotation, cellular component: clathrin coat of coated pit; clathrin coat of trans-Golgi network vesicle; plasma membrane. Gene Ontology annotation, biological process: intracellular protein transport; clathrin-dependent endocytosis; clathrin coat assembly. The record is from RefSeq and is a predicted model, not a curated record. Lineage: Eukaryota; Viridiplantae; Streptophyta; Magnoliopsida; Poales; Poaceae.